Messenger RNA from Peromyscus leucopus (white-footed mouse), 943 nucleotides. RefSeq names its product olfactory receptor 8K5-like. Lineage: Eukaryota; Metazoa; Chordata; Mammalia; Rodentia; Cricetidae. Gene Ontology annotation, biological process: G protein-coupled receptor signaling pathway; sensory perception of smell. The transcript has a single exon. The coding region runs from base 2 to 943 and encodes 313 amino acids. Gene Ontology annotation, molecular function: G protein-coupled receptor activity; odorant binding; olfactory receptor activity. The record is from RefSeq and is a predicted model, not a curated record. Gene Ontology annotation, cellular component: membrane.
AAUGGGGCAAAAGAAUACAACCUCACUGCCUGAGUUCAUCUUGAUGGGAAUCACACAGAGCACUGAACUUCAACUCCCUUUGUUCGGAGUCUUCUUCAUCAUCUAUGCUGUCACCGUGGUGAGCAACCUGGGCAUGAUCAUUUUGACCAAGCUGGACUCUCAGCUAUGCACACCCAUGUACUUCUUCAUCAGACACUUGGCUUUCAUUGAUCUUGGGAAUUCCACUGUAAUCUGUCCCAAAAUGCUGGCGGGUUUUCUUGAGGAUCAAAAAACCAUUUCAUUCUAUGCAUGUGCCAUACAGUUGUCAUUCUUCCUCAUGUUCAUUAUCAGUGAACUCUUUAUCUUGUCCGCAAUGGCCUAUGACCGCUAUGUAGCCAUCUGCAACCCUUUGCUCUACAAUGUCAUCAUGUCUCAGAGACUUUGCCAUGUGCUUGUGGGCAUUCCAUACCUCUACAGCACCUUCCAGGCUCUGCUGUUCACCAGUAAGAUUUUCACACUAACUUUCUGUGGCUCUAACAUCAUCAGCCAUUUCUACUGUGAUGAUGUUUUCUUGUUACCUAUGCUGUGCUCAAAUGCUCAAGAAAUACAAUUGUUGAUCAUAUUAUUUUCAGCAUUGAAUUUGAUCUCCUCUCUUCUGGUAGUCCUUGGAUCUUACAUUCUGAUUCUGCUAGCCAUAUGUCGAAUGCAUUCUGCAGAAGGCAGGAAAAAAGCUUUUUCUACCUGUGGGUCUCAUCUGACAGUGGUUGUGGUGUUCUAUGGAACUCUACUCUUUAUGUACUUGCAGCCUAAAUCCACUCACUCCUUAGAGAAUGAUAAACUAGCCUCUGUAUUUUAUACCUUAGUAAUCCCCAUGCUUAACCCCUUGAUAUACAGUUUAAGGAACAAGGAGGUAAAAAAUGCCCUCUACAGGGUAUUAAAGAAUCAAUUUAAAAUUAACACUUAA